Paramecium octaurelia is the source of this 405-nucleotide messenger RNA. NCBI's taxonomy places the organism in Eukaryota, Ciliophora, Oligohymenophorea, Peniculida, Parameciidae. The record is from the annotation of a GenBank genome assembly.
AUGGAAAUUUAUUUUAUAAUCUCUUAUUUUACUGUUGUGACUCUCUUCAUUAUUUGGAAAUCAUUUGAAGAAAAACAAUCAGAAGAACAAUGGACCCAUACUCUUCGUUAAGUUCAUCUAUCUCUCCAAGAAUUGGCAUAAACCUACCAAAAUAAACAACAUUCGAACAUGUUAGAACACAUUAAGGAAAAUAUGAAAAUAUUGUCUUCAAUGCAGGAAUAAUUUUUAAAUAGUAAUUAUUACCAACUUCACAUCUAGCCCUCUUAUAAACUCAAAAUUCAAUGAUCAAAAAAAUCAAUAGCAGUCGUCUCAGCAGUCGAUCUUUGAAUUACAGCUACAGAGAAUUAUCAUUUGAUAAUGAAUUAAAGUUUUAAUGAUCCACACCUGUCUAUUUAUUAAAUUCAC